UGUCACGUUUAUGUACCUCAUCUCUCAUCCCCUUAUGCCCCUGCAUGUCGGUUGUCGCCCGUCUGACUGGGCAUCGAUACCGCGUUUAGGCCUGCAGUUGCAUGGGCGCAUCGCUCACUCCCCCAUUUGGUAGACAUGGGCCAAGUGCAAGUUGCUAUCCCUGGAACGUUCACAUAGCAAAGCGCUAGCAAAGCGCGAAAGACUGGCUAAAUGGGUUGCCGGAUAAUGUGAGCGGCUAUCUCUAACUGUUCAUUCAUAACCGCGUGUUUCGCAUCUUUCUCGAGGUGGGCUGGAGACUGUCUCUGUUCGAUAUCUCUUUGCGGUGUCUUCAUCUUCCUUCUUUGUUCUCUGAUUCUUCAUUGUCGUGUCUUUUCUCAGCCUAUUGCUUUUCGUACCGUCGAUUUUCUGGCAAAGUUGAAACGGAUCAUCAUACCCAUUUGCUAUCAUGUCUCACGAAACCAAAGACCAGGCGUCUGCCACCGACUUCGAAGUCGAGUCCCAGGACCUGCACUACCAGUCGCAGCUCCGAUCCAUCCGCCUCGUUGACAGCAUCAGGGUCGGCUUGAUGGCCGUCGCUCUGCUGUCCGGUCUCACCAUUCUCGGCACAUCUGGUGAUGCUCUAGCCGUAUACAACACGACCCAUCUCUCGGCCGAUUUCUACCUGCCCCUAUGGCCAGAUCAGUUUGAUCUCCGACCAACCGUGGCUCUGGUGGUCAGUAGCGCCAUCGUGGUGCUGACCAACAUCAUUUCCUUGGUUUUCAGCAAGGUGGAUAUGCUGCGGAACCGGACUCCUGUCCACACGCCGUUGAUGUUUGCCGCCCCCUUCAUUAGCUUCGCCGCUGCCAUGAUUGCCAUGAUCUUUUUCUAUGCGAUCAACGCGUCGACCACAGUCGACAACUUGCAGAGUUGGAGUUGCCGGUGGGAGUCUAUCGGCAUGACGAUGAAGCCGCACUUCGGCACCUUGUGCAGGGAGAGCAAAACGGCACUCUACCUGGGCAUCAUCCUCAUCCCACUCGAGGCUGUUAUCCUUUCCACGGCUGGAUAUCAACUGAUUUUGGAGAGGAAGGCAAGUGGUGUUGCCCAAUUCCGAAAACGCAGCAGCCCGGCUUUGUCGUAAGACAGGUCGUGGUGCAAACAAAAUUCCAAGACAAGAAGCCCUGGGUCGUGCAUAGCACAACGGAACUUGGCAUCGGAUGACGUUAGGUAUUGUGGUUGAGAUUGAGAGUCGGCGGGCGGGAAGGCAGGACCUGGAAAGAAAUUACAGCCUUGGGUUAUGAUAUCGAUCUGUAUAAUAGUGUAAUGGCGCGUUUGGGCGAUCGCUAAUGGUGUCAUGAAUCAAAGCGACAGUAACUUUUGAGGUUGUACUACCAAACCCUGUUUGCCAAGAUUGGGGGACCCGGUCAGUGGCUCUAGCCGUGACAGGAUGUGAGGAAUAAAGUGCGGCGCAUACUUGCAGCACCGCCUUAUUGCAACUGGCUUGCCUUUUUUUCUUCUUGAUAGUCAGUCAUAAUAUCCAUUCUUAG
This is a messenger RNA of Pseudomassariella vexata, 1523 nucleotides long. RefSeq lists its product as uncharacterized. NCBI's taxonomy places the organism in Eukaryota, Fungi, Ascomycota, Sordariomycetes, Amphisphaeriales, Pseudomassariaceae. The coding region runs from base 446 to 1117 and encodes 223 amino acids. The record is from RefSeq and is a predicted model, not a curated record. The transcript has 2 exons.